Molecule: messenger RNA, 1722 nt
Organism: Megalops cyprinoides (Indo-Pacific tarpon)
Lineage: Eukaryota; Metazoa; Chordata; Actinopteri; Elopiformes; Megalopidae
Gene: wfikkn2a
Product: info WAP, follistatin/kazal, immunoglobulin, kunitz and netrin domain containing 2a
Cellular component (GO): extracellular region
Molecular function (GO): protein binding; serine-type endopeptidase inhibitor activity
Source: RefSeq, a predicted model, not a curated record
AUGUGGUGGAUGCUGUUCCCGCGAUGGAUCUGGUUCUUUGCUGGACAGUGUAUCAUGCUCCUCUCAGAGAGUCGCGUAAGGGCCAUGUCCCUGCCAAAAGUAGUAUACUCUCAUGCGGGGAUGUGUCCCAACGAGAUGAACCCCAACCUUUGGGUAGACGCCAUGAGCACCUGCACGCGGGAGUGCGAGUCCGACCAGGACUGCGAGGCGUUCGAGAAGUGCUGCCCCAAUGUUUGCGGGAACAAGAGCUGUGUGGCGGCCCGCUACGUGGACGUCAAGGGCAACAAGGGCCCUGUGGGCAUGCCAAGGGCGCCACUUGUGACAAGUUCAUGUGGCACGCAGCAGGGCUCCGAGUGUGACAUCUGGGAUGGCAAGCCUGUGUGCAAGUGCAAGGACCGCUGCGAGCGCGAGCCGCACUUCACCUGCGCCUCCGACGGCAUGACCUACUACAACAAGUGUUACAUGGAUGCCGAGGCCUGCUCCAAGGGCAUCUCCCUGUCAGUGGUCACCUGCCGGUAUCACCACACCUGGCCGCACACCAGCCCCAUGCCUGCUGAGACCACCGCCCGGCCCACCACCGCCCUCCUGGAGACCACACCCCUGGACGCCCAGCCGCCGCUGGUUGGCUGGGCAGCCCCGCCCACCGAGUCACAGUUCUGGUGGGCGGAAAAACCAGCCAGUUUCCUGUGUGAGGUGACAGGGCGUCCCAGCCCCGAGAUCACCUGGGAGAAGCAGGUGGAAGGCGGGGAGAACACUGUCAUGCGGCCCAACCAUGUGCGUGGCAAUGUGGUGGUCACCAACAUGGCGCAGCUGGUCAUUUACAAUGCCCAACCGCAGGAUGCUGGCAUCUACACCUGCACUGCCCGCAAUGCCCGUGGCUCCGCCCAGGCACACUUCCCGCUGUCGGUGGUCCAGAGGGAACCAGCCCAGGCAGCGGAUGAUGCUGCCAAUGCCACCAAUGUGCCACCAGAUGAGUGCCUGAAGGCGCCGGACAGCGGGAGCUGCGGCGCAGAGAACACCAGUUGGUACUAUGAGGCCAAGAAGAACAACUGCUUCACCUUCACCUACGGCAACUGCGACGGCAACCGCAACCACUUUGACACCUAUGAGGCAUGCAUGCGCAACUGUGGCGUGGAGGUGGCCACCCCCUGUGGCCUGCCCAGCUUGCAGGGGCCCUGUAAGGCGUAUGAGCCACGCUGGGCAUACAGUGCCGCCCUCCGCCAGUGCCAGUCCUUCAUCUACGGCGGCUGCGGGGGCAACGAGAACAACUUCGAGAGCAAGGAGGCCUGUGAGGAGAGCUGUCCCUUCCCCAAGAGCCAGGACUGCAAGGUGUGCAAGCCACGCCAGAAGAUGGUCACCAGCUUCUGCAAGAGUGACUUCGUCAUCCUGGGUCGCAUGACGGAGCUAACUGAGGACCAAGACUCGGGCCACGCCCUGGUCACAGUGGAGGAGAUCCUGAAGGACGAAAAGAUGGGCCUCAAGUUCUUCGGCCAGGAGCCGCUGGAGGUGACGCUGCUCAACAUGGACUGGAACUGCCCCUGCCCCAAUGUCACCAGCGCCGAUGGACAGCUGAUCAUCAUGGGCGACGUCCACAACGGCAUGGCCGUACUGCAGCCAGACAGCUUUGUGGGUGCUGCCAGCGCACGCCGUGUGCGCAAGCUCCAUGAGGUCAUCAACAAGAAGACCUGUGACCUGCUGAAGGAGUUCCCCAACAUGCAGUAG